Messenger RNA from Plasmopara halstedii, 2832 nucleotides. Its product is annotated as Transcription initiation factor TFIID, subunit BDF1 and related bromodomain proteins. The record is from RefSeq and is a predicted model, not a curated record. NCBI's taxonomy places the organism in Eukaryota, Oomycota, Peronosporomycetes, Peronosporales, Peronosporaceae. The transcript is spliced from 5 exons. Gene Ontology annotation, molecular function: protein binding. Bases 1 to 2832 code for a protein of 943 amino acids.
AUGAUGGUUGAGAAACAGACUCAGCAAAAGCCCAUUUCUACCGACAAAAGUUGUGGGGAGUCUGCCGUAUCGGUUAAACAGGAGCCCAAUAAAAAAAGCAAUGGAGUGGUGAAGGAUAAGGAAGAGUCCAAUGAUCUGAUCUCGCCAGUAGUCUGUAAGGAACCCGGAAUCGUUGCCAACAACGCUAACGGUGCGACUAGUAACUGUGAAAAAGGCAAUAAUAUAUCGAUGAAGCCCGUACCAAAUCUUCCACGUGAGGUAUUGCAGUACGCGCCGCUGCUUGUAGGAAAAUACUACAUACAAGAUAAGCGGGCUGUCUGUUCAGGUAUGUGGGGCAUGAGUGAUGCUGCUUUUGAACCCGACGGCGUUAUUAGUCCAUUUGAAAUGAAGUCGCAGGAAGACGUGUCUAUUCCUACGUGUUUCGGUAAUGCCAGCACCGUACACCCUUCUAUCUCGGGAUCGGAGCUUGCACGCUCGUCUAAGACGACGAAUUUUCCUGUUGAAGAGCAAUCGCCUGUGUUUUUAGGCUACGAGACGGAUGCGACUGAACGUUCGGCGAUGCCGUUCGAGGGAAAGUACAGUGGCUCCUUUCAAAUCCAGGCGAUUAAGGGUAAGCUACAGACUGUGGCAGAAAAAGACGUCGACAUUCGAUUCGCUCACGAUGUCACCACUCCGUCGCAGUUUGUGGUCACCGGCUCGGGCGAGAACCGCUUUGGUGUAUUCACUUUGCACGGCUUUUUAGACAAGAAGACGAAUGAAAUGAGGCUGUACAAAGUUUACCAACCGAAGGGGCCUAGUAAACGUACCUUGCCAAGACGUGCGAGGUCAGUGCGUGCAGCUACACCGGUAAUUAAGCAGGAAUCGAAGGCCCUUUCCGUCUCCGCACUUGGUGUUACGGCGACAACAGCGUCGGUAGACGUCACGAAAGAUGUUACUCCACAUGCUCGUCCUUCGAUUAUCGCGCCACGAAAUAAUAAUACUGCAGCGUCUGAUCAUUUGUCUCCUUCGUUGGUGCUUGGCCGUUCGGAGCGGAAACGUUCCAUUCCGGCUCAUCUUCGUGAAGACAAUAUCCUUGAAAUAGAACAAGCUCCGAUGAGUAUGAAGAAAUGUUUGAGUAUUCUCAAGGGCCUUAUGGCCAACCCAAAGUCGGCCCCCUUUCUGACUCCUGUGGAUCCUAUUGCUUUGGGUAUUCCGGACUAUUUUAACGUUAUCAAGGAGCCAAUGGAUCUUGGCACAAUCCGUAACCACUUAGAAAAUGGUUCCUAUGAUAGUCCAUUGGAUUUUGCAGAGCAUGUGCGAUUGACAUUUCGGAAUGCAAUGCUUUACAACGCAGCUCAUAGCCAAGUACACAUUUACGCUCGCAAGCUCGUGGACGAGUUUGAAAAAAGGUUCAAAAACAUAAACUUGAAGCUGUUUACUAAGGCUAAGUCCUCGGAUUUAAAGUCAAAGAAGGAGCGGAGCGCAGAUGGCUUUUUCUCUUCCAAGAAAACUAGAGGCGGAAAAGGCACAAAGGGCAAUACUAAGCGUCAGAGCCCCGGCGAAGAUACGGGCCUUAUCAUGUCUUUGAAAGAAGAUAUUGAGCGUCUUAAAGCGACUCUCGAGCAGCUGCAGCCAAGUAUGGCAAAGGCUGCUUACGUGAGGUCUGUCAAGGCUGCCAAACCAUUUAAGAUGGAUGAUUUGACUGAAGAGGAACUUAAUGAACCAAUGAGUCAGAUGGACAAAGCCCGAUUAAGCUCCGACAUCAAACUGCUCCCUCAAGACAAAAUCAAUCGUGUACUUCAGAUCAUUGCAGAAGCUAUUCCCGUAGCUAAGCUGGCUAACGAGAAUGACGAAGUAGAGCUAGAUAUCAAUGCGUUCGACACACGGUGUUUGCGUAUGCUGGAAGGAUACGUCAGGGAACACGGAAUUGGUCGCAAAAGGAAGCGACCAGCCAAAAAAGCAAAGAUGCUCCCCGCCGAAAAGCGACUUAAGUCAGCAAAAAUGGCGGCAGUAAAUAUUCGCCACCGAAAGGAAGAACUUAAGAAUCAGUUGGCCGCAAUCGAUUGUGUUGCACCUGAUGGAGCAAGAAAUGGGGAAAUCGGCGAUCGUCGGCCAAAUGAGGAUGUUACAAUGACAGACGUAGAUGCUGACACUAAAGCUGGUGCAACGAAUAAAGGAGGCGAAAGAUUUCCAGAUAGUUCAUCGAGCUCUUCUGAGUCUUCAGACUCGGACAGUGAUAGCGAUAGUGAAUCUGAUUCCGACGACGACGGCGGUGCUCCUCUCGAAAGGUCGCCUCCGCUUGCAAGUACCCCAAGUCUUUCACAGCUUGACACUUCUUUCUCUCAUCCCGUGGAUGCUGCCAAGAAAAUACGUGAUGAGCAGUUGUUAAGCACUGAGCCUCUACGAGUUGAGAACCGCGGGGCUUGGAGUAUGCUUGCGAAAAAAGAAACUUCUAACGGUACUUCGCUGAUUUUGUCGAAUGGCGAAAGUCAUUCAGCGAGCUCUUUAUGGUUUUCGGCACGUUCGAUGGAGCAGAUCAAGCAGCAGAAAAUUCAGCAGAAGGAGAAAGAACGAACUGAUGAACUGGAGGCUCAAAAACGUCGCGAAAUCGAACAGCGCGAGAAGGAGAAAGAGCGUGAGCUUGUAGAGCGACAGAAACAGGAGCAAGAGCUGGCCGAAAAAAUUGUUGAGGAGAAACGCCUUCGUGACGAACGUGCUCGUCAAGCAGAGCGUGCCCGAUUGGAGCAGCUCGCCAUGGUUAACGACAAACUGAUUCGUGACGACGAUGUGGAGCUCCAUGACGUCACAUUGAGCGAAGAUCUUGAUGCUUUCAGCUCGUCCUCGUUUUUGUAA